GACGUUAAAGAGAGCUGGGCUUUCUUCUGCAGCUGGGAGCUGCAGUGUGAGCAUGUCGGUGUGUUCACUUUAAGCUUCUUCAAGGACGGAAACGACAGGAACGGGGGGCAUCUUUAGUUAAACACACCAGAGAUGGUACAAAGAGAGCUUGUUUAUAAGAUCUAUUACUGGUACGGAAUAUAAAGGGUGAUGGAGGAGGUUGUGGUCUCCUUUGGAACCCAGGACAAUGUGUUUAUGGCCAGUUCCUUUGAUCAAGGUGGAAGUCGAUGGAAGUACCCAGGUGAAGAAUUGGAGCGCAGUUCUAGCCCUUCUGUUUUGAGAUCUAUUACCUCAAAAUGGAAAGAGGGCCUUCUAAACAGAAAGAGACCCUUUGUUGGAAGGUGCUGUCAUUCCUGCACUCCUCAGAGUCAGGAAAAGCUCUUCAAUUCCAGUAUUCCUUCUCUGGGUCUGCGGAAUGUCAUUUACAUUAAUGAAACGCACACCAGGCACAGGGGAUGGCUGGCCAGGCGUCUGUGCUACGUUCUGUUUGUCCUGGAGCGUGAUGUUCGGAAGGACAUGUUUGCUAGGAAUGUGGUGGAAAAUGUAUUGAACAACAGCAGAGUGGAGAAGGCUACCAUAGAAGUAGCUUCAGAAAACAGCCCAGGUGUGAUGGAGUCCAGGAUCGACCGCAAAGCUGUCAGCAGAGUGAGGAGAAAAGCCAGAGGAAUUCUCCAGGAAAUGGUGGCUAAUAUCUCUCCCUCCUUUAUUAGGUUAACUGGCUGGGUGCUGCUGAAAUUAUUCAAUGGCUUCUUCUGGAGCAUUCAGGUUCAUAAGGGGCAACUUGAGAUGGUGAAAAAGGCUGCCACAGAGCAAAAUGUUCCGUUAGUGUUCCUGCCAGUUCAUAAAUCUCAUAUAGACUAUCUGUUGAUCACCUUCAUCUUGUUCUGUCACAACAUUAAAGCUCCACACAUUGCUGCUGGAAACAACCUCAAUAUUCCCAUCUUCAGCACGUUGAUACGCAAACUUGGAGGUUUCUUCAUUCGUCGCAAGUUGGAUGAGAACCCUAGUGGGAAAAAGGAUGUUUUGUACAGAUCUCUUCUUCAUGUGUACACUGAGGAGCUACUCAAACAGCACCAGUUUCUGGAGAUAUACCUGGAAGGCACUCGUUCACGCAGUGGGAAGCCCUCCCCUGCCAGAGCAGGCCUGCUGUCCAUCAUAGUCGACACCCUGUGCUCCACUUCCAUCUCAGAUGUGCUUAUAGUCCCUGUGGGCAUCUCUUACGACCGCAUCAUCGAGGGCAACUACAACAGUGAACAGCUGGGGAAACCCAAGAAAAAUGAAAGCUUGUGGAGUGUAGCGCGAGGGGUGUUCCGAAUGCUGCGCAAGAACUAUGGCUGUGUCAGAGUGGACUUCACACAGCCUUUUUCUUUGAAGGAGUACCUGGAUAGUCAAAGACAUCGGCAGCUUCCUGCUCCGCUUACACUGGAACAGCUCCUGGUUCCCACAAUUAUUGCAGCACAGCCAGACCAGGCCCUUUUCAAUGGUGAGGAGGAAGGUCAUCUCAGUUCCUUGGACCUUACAGAUGAACCCUGGAGACGUCAAGUGAUUGGAAACUUGGCCAAGCAUGUGCUCUUCACCGCCAAUAAAUCGUCAGCUGUGAUGUCCACCCACAUAGUUGCUUGUUUGCUCUUGUAUCGACAUAGACAGGGUGUGUACUUGUCUAAACUAGUGGAAGACUUCUUCUCCAUGAAGGAAGAGGUCCUCUCUCGUGAUUUUGAUCUGGGCUUUUCUGGCAACUCGGAGGAUGUCGUCAUGCAUGCCUUGCAUCUUCUUGGAAACUGUGUCAAUGUGACCACUUCCAGCCGCAAUACGGAGUUCUUCAUCUCUCCUGCCACGACCAUUCCUGCCUUAUUCGAGCUCAACUUCUAUAGCAAUGGUUUAUUUCAUGUUUUCAUUACGGAAGCCAUCAUUGCUUGCAGUGUCUUGGCUAUAUUGAGGGAGCAGGCUGCAGAGACAGUGCAGAGCACCUCCGAGAUGAUGGUGAGCCAGGAAAGGCUUAUCAGAAAAGCAGCUGGGCUCUCUCAUUUCUUAACAAAUGAAGUGGCUGUUGCUUUACCUUGCCAGAUGGUUUAUCAGGUCUUUGAUGACACUGUGGGAAGGUUAAUCCAGUAUGGGAUCCUCAUAGUUGCUGAGGAAGAGCAGGAGGAGCUGAGCCCCAGUCCUACCGAGGAGCCCUGGCCGAAAAAGUUCCCGGAGCCCCUGUCCUGGAGAAGCGAUGAGGAGGAUGAGGACAGUGACUUUGGGGAGGAGCAGAGGGAUCGAUACCUGAAGGUGAGCUUGUCUCCAGAACACCAGGAAUUCUUCGGUUUCCUGCAGAGGAUUUUGGGCCCUGUCCUCGAAGCCUACAGUGCGGCAGCCAUCUUUUUGCACAGUUUGAACGGUCCGGUUACAGAAAGGGAAUACACUAACCAGCUAUUCCGAUUCCUUCUGACAAGGAGUGAGAAAAAGGUGGCAGUAUUUGGAGAAAGUGCCACACACUACCUUGUGAAGAAUACAGUGAAAACGUUUAAAGAACUGGGGGUCUUCAAAGAAAGAAGUGAAAACAGGGUGACAGUCCUGGAACUUAGCAGUACUUUUCUACCUCAAGCUAACCGUAACAAGCUGCUUCAGUUCAUCCUCUCUUUCAGCUUAAUAUAACCUGCAUUUUAAAAUAUUCACCUUGGGGAAAAUUCUCAGUUAGUCAGUGUGCAAAAGGGCUUUUACUGGAUAGUAAAAAGGUGCUAAUUUAUGGCAUAGCUUUACCUGGAAGUGCCUUCAUAAAGUACUAACAAAUAGGAGAGUCAUCUUUCUUUUGUAAUGAAUUGCUGAAAUAUUAAUGUGCAGCUAGUCUAAUUGUUAAACACAUUAGCACUGAUGCAUCAGCACAGCCUGUGAUUUGUAUUCUUGAGUGUUUGCUUUCAGUUUGUAUCCUUUCACUUCCAAAAUACAGACGUAGUACUCAUCUCUGGCUAGGAGAUGAAUGUCAUUGACGGAACAAAAACCGUACAAGUUGCCUUCAUUGUGAAAGGUUGAAUAGACACUACAGAAAGAAAAGGAAAGAAAAUGUUAAUAAUGAUAUUUAUUCAAGAACCCUACAUUGCAUGUAAUAGGAAACAAGCAUUUAAAGGAUUUUAAAAAGCAGUGAAAAUAUUAAUGCAAGAAAUAAAAAGGUGCUUCAUUUAGUGUUAUUCCUGAAUGCAGUUGGGGUUCUAUAUUUGGUCAAAGUAAAAAAAUGUUAAUGGGAUUGUAUAUUGCUCAGCUCCCUGGUGAAGCUGUCGUGGCAUCUUAGUUUUAGGGCAUAGAUUCUAAUACUUUGCAUACCCUGAAAGCCAAACAUUCUUCCAAGGUGUGGGUUCUGGGUUUCAUGGUGUUUAGCUGAAACCAGUAUUCUAAUGGACGUCAUACUGUAAAUGUGCUUUUUGGAGGUUGAAUACUCUUUAACUAAAAGGACUGGCACUGACUAUAUUGAUUUUUACACCUUCUGUGGAUAUCCUGGACAUUUGUAGUGAAUGAAUAGUCGUUCUCUUGGUGAUGUCUGUUUUCUCUUGGAGGUGAUUUAUUCCAUUUUUUUUGCUGUAGAAUGGCAUGUGUUGAAAGGGGGCAUUUUAGUUAACACCACUACCAUGAAAACAUUAAUAGUAGCUUUUGAAGGUUUGUUAAAGGCACAUACAGUAUUUGACAGCAGGUCAGUAAGUUCGUUGAACAGUGCACUUAAAAUGGUUCUAGCCAUGAUUUCUCUGUACCUCUUGCCAGUACAAUCCUGAUAGUGUGCAACAAAUCAUAGUGCAAGUUGAACUUGUGACAUCACUUUUCCAGGCCUCCCUACAGCCUUUAAGUCGGUUUCAGUGGACAGCUUUUUGGCAUGGCAGUUUUUCAUCCGAUGCUUGUGUAACUUGGGAAGCUAGUGCACAGAGGCACAGAAAUAAACUUCACAUUUAUUCCAAGACCCACUGGAAUCUCUGAUACUGUUGACUCGUUGGGUCCUCUGAUACUGUUGACCCAUUGGGACCUCAGAUACUGUUGAACUACAUUGUGGUUAUGUCGAAGUUCGUAGGGGGAGUUUAGAGAGCUAGUGUCUCUGUGUUAUUGGAGACCAUUGUGAUGAUGUCACUCACCAGUACUCCUAGCCCUCUACUGCAAGGGGCCUGGUCUUUUGUGAUUGAGGGCUUGGAUGCUGAUGGUGCAAGCUGUGCACAUGAAGCUGCUCAAGAGAGUGGAUCAUGUCCUGGUCAGGACCACGCAUAUCAUGCAUAUACUCUUGUAGGCCCAUCUUUCUUUUAAACUGUGAAUAAAAUUGAUCUAUUUUGGUGGCUCCACAGGCCAUCAACAGGACAUCCAGACCUCAGGUCAUCUUGAAAUGGCUUGAAGUCAUGCUUUAACAUAGGUGAUCAUUUUGUUUUAAUCAUUUCAAGAAUUAUGAGGGUCUGUUACCAUAUGCACCACUGCUGUUUUGUCAAGGAAGAUAGAAGACUGUCAAACACUGGACAACAUCUUAAUUUUAGUGAGAUUCAUACUUUGAGUGAAGAAGUUUAGGUCUAGCCAGCCGAUACCCUAAAGCCAAGAAUUUAAGUAGAGUUGUUUUAGUGUAAAGUAGUGGCGGAAUAAGCUUUAAAGUGAACCAAAUUGCUGUGAUGAAUCUGAAUUCCUUUUUCUCUUUAUUUUCAUUUUCAACCCCAUAAAUUCUGCAGUGUGGCUUAAAGCAAAUGCAGACAUACUGUAGAAAGUUAUGUUAUGUGGUUAUCAGAACGUUUAUUAAGGAGUACUUCUUUUUUCUGACUAAAGCAGACCAAGGUGAGUUCUCGGUUUUGCAAAACAAGCUGAUAUCCUUUGUACGGUAAUUUCUUCCCUUUACAAAAUUAAAUUUAAUUUGCCGUUGAGAAAUAAUUUCACAAUAAACUUCCAUUUGUGUUGAGACUGUGGGAGGAAACCAUUAUGAAAAUGGGGAGAGCUGGCAAACUCCAUGCAGACAGCACCCCAAGAAUUGAGCCCAGGGACCCAGCAGUGCGAGGCAGCAAUGUUAACUACUGCACCACCUUGCUGCCCCCUAAUGUAAUCAUAUAAUUGUAUGAUAUUAACGAUUGCGUAAUAUAACUGUAUAUAUUCUCUGAUACGGGUUGCGCUGUUUUGAUUAAGAGGAAUGUAAAAGAAGGAAUAAUAAGAAAGGGGAGUGUUUUAAAAGAUUAUGAAAGAUCUCCAAAUUGCAUUUUCUAUUCAAACUGUUUUGGGAGCUGUCCAUAUACAGUAAUAUGUCUUUACUCCAUUUCCACAGAGCUCUGCUUUUCCUGUUUUCAAUGUGUAGUUUCAAAUACGAUCUGGAUGUGUAAGGGGGAAAUCAGGACAUUUCCUUUUAACAAUUUAAGUUGCAGUUCUUAACGAGUAAACACAAGUAACUGGAGAGAAGUUACAGCAAACUGUGAAAGCAAGGAGGGCAUUGUUUAGUUUUGAGGAACAUUUCCAUCUUCCUUAGUGUAUUGAUUCUCUAGUCCUUUUAGUGUUUGCAUUAAUAAUUUUCUGCUGUAUUUUGGUAGUCGUGUACCUUAUACCAGCUUUCGAGCAUGCUGCACACACUAAUGAAGUGAUAUACAGCAGGAAUAAUCUAACUAGGCCAGCAAAGCUGAAAUUCUCCCACUUUGAGCAGCUACCUAAGCCACUGUGCUCUAACCUUAUUGGUCUGCGGUGGAAAUAGAUGCUUUUUUAUUAGAACAUGCAUUAUUGAGCCAUUUUGAACUAAAGCCAUAUAACAAAUAACUGUGAGAACCUGAGGAUGUGUGGCUUGUGAAUUAUAUAACAUCGCAGGCAACAAUUUUAUUUGUAAUAUGCAUGCAUCUACUGCUGUUGAAUGUUUUGUCUGAAGGGUAUAGGCUUGGACACCACUGUAGUUUUAAUUCACCUUAGGUGUGUGAUUAAAAGAUACUUGAAAGUUACUGAGAAACAGCAUUUUUCAAUUUGAAUGAAUUAUGUGGUUACCAGUUGAGUACAAAUUCAAUUACUGUGCUCACAGAACAUACUGUAUACAAAUCCCUGCCAGCUUAAAAUGAACUCCCCCCAGAUGUGGUGGGAUUCUUUCAUUUUCUGUGAUAUAACAUUUUCACCUGCUGCAUGAACAUCCUGUUUCUUGUUUUUCAUGGCACUCAGGGUCCAUGCUCUCAGAGACUGCUGCAUUUUGUUGCCCUUGUGUCACAAUAUGGUACAAUAUUUAAUAUCUCUAUGAUAAGACUGCUCAUAUCAUUAAUUUUAACAUGGCAGGUUGAAUGUGGCCUCUUUUUCCCAAUAUUCUAUAUAUAUAAUGUUUGCAUGAUAUAAAUAAUCCUUCCUGUACACUUGACCACCAAUUUUCAGUCAUUCUGCUCAAAGUUGAGCAACUUUGAAAUACAUUAUUGAGUACUGUAAGUUACCUAAGAUGUUGUACAACAAAGUAUCUGGCAAAGCCUGGAAGACUGAAAUGAGUUUUUUAAUAUGCUUUCAGAAAUGACUGUAAUUGAAAUGAAAUUAAUACUGCAGACAGCUCACAAGUUAAAUGUGUUUCAGGGCUUAAAGUGCAAGGAUGGUAGGUACACUGCUAGUUCUUUAUUUUAAAUGGUUCUCACUGGGGAAUGAUAGCCUGGUAUUAAUGAUGACAUAGCCAGAUCCCCUGUCUGGGGAGAGCCAAGGGGAAAGCAAACAGAAGAAAGAAUGAUAAAGACCUGCAUUUCAUUGGAGAAAUGUUGGAUCUGUGGCAUGAAUUGAUGCUUGCCUCUCCUGAACUUAAAAACCUGGAAAUGUACCAAAUCUGAAUUCAGAUGGAAGAUCAAAUGCUUUGCAGUGCAGCAACAUCUAGAUCUUUCACCCAGAGUCAAGAAAAAAAUAUUAAAAACUGUUUAAAGCUGCAGACAUAAAUAUCAGGCUUUUGUAAAGCUGUAGAAAAUAUUAACACAUAUUAAAUUCAUUAGACUGCUGAAAAUCGUAACAGUUGCUAGUUCCAUAAGUUUUGUUAAUUUGUAAAUGGUAUUAAUUUUAAUAAAAUUGUGAGUAUCUUUGUUGGACAUUUAGUGUUAUCAGCAUGUGUUAACCACUUUUUUUGCACUCAAACUUUGGAAUGUCUCUAUUUUUUAUCCUAGCCGUUUAGUAGUAACAGCUGUCACUCAGCUUGACUCGCUGCUAAGCCUGCGGUGCCAAACUGGAGAGAGUAGGACUACAGUAUGUAUGCUUUCCUCUGAAAUGCAGUGUCAGAUCAUCCAGCAUUUUUCACACUGCAAGUCCCACAGUGCCUGCAGGAAACUUAGCAUUUAUUUGAUUGAGCAAUGCAGCUCCCACUUGUUAUAUCGCAAGCUCACAGGUGACCCAGGGGUGUCACUAUUACACUGCAAGCCAAGAGCAAUCACUCUGCCCAGUCCUGGUCCUGGAGGUCUUGAGUGUACAUAUGCUGGUUUGUCUGAUGCAGCGCUAUGUGUUGAGCGACAUGAAAGCCUGCUUAAAUGUAUUGUGCAGGUUGAAACUUAGUAAGGAAGUCCAUGAGACAAUAUUGGUUUUGACUUGGUAUACUGGCUGGCUGAGUCUCAUGCAAAUAAAGGUCUAAUGAAUCUGUCAGCUUGCUAACUUUGAUUGUGCUUGGGGUUACAUUGUUUAACACAAUAUUAAAUCUUUUUUUUUAUAUAUUGUGUUAACACUAUAAGCAAAGUCCCAUUUUCAAAAUACUGGCAUUUCCACUGAUCGCUUAUGCGGGUGAAUGUAACACCACUGUAAUAUAAAUUAUCUGUAUUAAAUAUUAACAAGGACCUUAUUUCCAGUGCACACUCAGUAAUAGUGGUAUGGCAUUGCUUCUUCCUCAAUUUGGCUUUAUGCACUGGGAAACCAGACUGUACAGCAAUAAACUCUGCCUGCCCUUCUGUGAACAUUUAGUGCGCAAAACACUUCUUCUGUCUCUCCCCAAAGGUAAAUCAAUUGAAAUAUGAAAUUGUGCUAUAUAUACUGUAUUAGUCUUUUUGAUAUUUGUAAAUGAACUUGUCCAGAACUCAGCAACAUUGUGAAUGGAUACCGCUUCAUUGAGAGAGGGGUGUACAUUCCCUUGAAAGUUUGCUGACUGCUGAAAGCAGUGCUGUGCUCUCGUUUACUUAGGUUAGUUCUGAAUAGAAACUCAGUCGCAGUAAAUGAAUUAAAGAACUUCAGGACAGUACCAAUAAAAGCACUUAUAAAGAAUAAAGCUCCUCUAUAACCUCUGAACAGGAUGCCUUUACAUCACCAACAGUAUUUAAAAUGUUAAAAUGCAUGCUUGCAAAUAUUACCAAUGUAACAUAACCUUUGCAAAAAUGAAUUCUAUUUGAUUAACACAACUAUAGCAUAUUCAUGUUAUUUUUUGAUCUAAUGGUUUUUAACAGCAUGUCUAAGAGUGUAGUGAUUUGUGCCAUUGUUUACAUACUUUGUUCUAUUUUUUUUUUUUUUUGCU
Molecule: messenger RNA, 8440 nt
Organism: Lepisosteus oculatus (spotted gar)
Lineage: Eukaryota; Metazoa; Chordata; Actinopteri; Semionotiformes; Lepisosteidae
Gene: gpam
Product: glycerol-3-phosphate acyltransferase, mitochondrial
Biological process (GO): glycerol-3-phosphate metabolic process; phospholipid biosynthetic process; triglyceride biosynthetic process
Cellular component (GO): mitochondrial membrane; plasma membrane
Molecular function (GO): glycerol-3-phosphate O-acyltransferase activity
Source: RefSeq, a predicted model, not a curated record